AUGGAUGGAUGGAUGGAGGGAAAUCAGGAAAGCGACGAGGCGGCGUCUGGUGCGAUGCGGGCAUCCGGCCAUUGCCUCGUCGGCGAGCUUCCACGACGUGCCUCGGACGCCCCGUACCUGCUUGGAGCGACGGCCGGGCGGGAUGCGGUGCUGCGACUCCGCCCUGGCGAACGGGGCUCGUGUCGAGGACGAAAUCGGGCGCGACGAUUGCCUUGGGCCUGGGGUUGCAACACCUCCGAAUCACGACGAGGCCGUCGGGGCGAUGACGAGACUGCAGUAAGUCGAGCCGGUCAGUGCGGUACUGUCGACCUCCCCGCCCUUGGCCGUUUGUCGCCGUCCGAGAUCUGCAAUCGUCACCACGUCGCACGGGCUGGCAUUUUGCACGCCGGGCGGGCGUCACAUGAAGCCAGCCCAUGGUCGACAUCAUCUUUUUCGGCCAGGUGGUGGUCACAACGCGCCGAGCUCUGUGUCGUGUCCAAACCUGGCCGGAUAUGCGUCGAACGGGUCUGUGUGCGCCCGACCCCGACGUAUGUGAACGACGCCGCUUCUCUGUUCAAAGGAUCAACGAGUCUAAGCGACGACGAAGCAAACGACGACGACGAUGCGAUGGCCUCAUGA
Purpureocillium takamizusanense is the source of this 618-nucleotide messenger RNA. RefSeq lists its product as uncharacterized. Bases 1 to 618 code for a protein of 205 amino acids. The record is from RefSeq and is a predicted model, not a curated record. The transcript has a single exon. Lineage: Eukaryota; Fungi; Ascomycota; Sordariomycetes; Hypocreales; Ophiocordycipitaceae.